GCUGUUCUGUCGGGUACGCCAAGAGGGGGGGAUGGGCGAAUAGCGAACACUUGACAAGCCGCUCGUAGGUGUUAUCCGGGAAGAAGAGCUCCCUUAUCACUUAACUAUCCAUGUCCAAGGGAUAGAAACGGCUUGAGUCUAUAGCGACCAUGACACGAGAUAGCAAUUAAAUUCAAUACCCAAAAAGAAACUCAACAUGUCAAUACCUCAGCACCAGUUCUUGUUUCGUCCUCUCACUCGAUUCCUUCCCUCCAAACUCCCUCUCACUUCCAGAGCCUCACCGUCACCCCGCCGAUCAUCGUCUCUCGGCGUUCUCUUUCUUUCCCUAGCUCAUGCUAACAACUUAGCUAGCUCGCCGGAUAAUGUGGAGCCGUUUGUGGAGAAUAAUCUUGAUAUGCCUAGAGCGGACAUAUUGAAGCAGAAAAUGCAACUUCUUGGCAUUGACUUGGACAAUUCUUGUUUGCCUGGACAGUACCAGAAUUUGUUCUGUCCUAAGUGUAAAGGGGGACAGUUAGAGGAGAGAAGUUUGUCCCUCCACAUCAUACCUGAUGGUGAAUUUGCAAUGUGGAGGUGUUUUCGAACUUCAUGCGGGUGGGCUGGUCAGGCUUUUGCAGAUGACAAAGAAUUGUACCGCAGGGUUGGUCAAAAGUCGUACGGAACAAUGACUGAGGAGAGUUUAGGAUUAGAGCCGCUGGGUCCUAAGCUUAUUGCAUACUUCAAGGAGAGACUGAUAUCAGAGAAAACUCUGAGCAGAAAUGCUGUAAUGCAAAUGUCCGACAACAAGAAUGUAAUUGCUUUUACUUACAGACGGAAUGGAUUGCUUGUUGGUUGCAAAUACCGAACUAUGGAGAAAAGAUUUUGGCAGGGAAAAGGUACAGACAAGAUCUUGUAUGGACUUGAUGACAUCAGUGAUGCAGCUGAAAUUAUCAUUGUUGAAGGGGAAAUAGACAAGCUUUCAUUAGAAGAGGCUGGCUAUCAAAAUUGCGUAAGUGUUCCAGGGGGAGCACCAUCAAAGGUUUCCUCAAAAGAUUUGCCGCCAAUAGAAAAGGAUACUGGAUAUCAAUACCUGUGGAAUUGCAAAGAGUACUUAGAUAAGGUAGAUCGCAUCAUCUUGGCAACUGAUAGUGACCCACCAGGCCAAGCUUUAGCUAAAGAGUUAGCGCGUCGACUUGGGAGAGAAAGGUGUUGGCAGGUACGUUGGCCGAAGACAGAUAAACAGAGCUUUUUCAAGGAUGCUAACGAUGUUUUGAAAUGCGCGGGAGCCGAUGCCUUGAAGAGAAUAGUUGAAAAUGCAGAGCCAUGUUAACCACCUUUGCAUACUGGUUAUGGGUGGCAUUAGGAAGGCCUCACCAUUGCUUUCAUGUAGGGAUGUAUAAUCUGUUAAGCUGAUAACUGAUAUAGGUGGCUUUUAUACAUUCAUGUAGCAACUGCGACUAUAUAAAUAUAAAUAUACCCUUUCUGUUUUGUUAUUUUU
Molecule: messenger RNA, 1474 nt
Organism: Neltuma alba
Lineage: Eukaryota; Viridiplantae; Streptophyta; Magnoliopsida; Fabales; Fabaceae
Product: primase homolog protein-like
Exons: 13
Coding region: 197-1306 (369 amino acids)
Molecular function (GO): 5'-3' DNA helicase activity; single-stranded DNA binding
Source: RefSeq, a predicted model, not a curated record